UUGCCGGUUCCGCUGCGCUCUCGGGGUCAAAGGUUAUUCGGAGCGCUCCACGCUGGGGCGGCCUACCACACAGCUGGCGAGUUUCGCGGGAACGCACGCGUGACACGUUGUCUCUUAUUUUCGUCCGUCCAGCGUACAUUUUCCGGCCAUCAGCUAAUCUACCAAGUGAAGAUGGAGGACAUGGAAAAGUACAAAGAAAUCGAGACGUGGACACCGCCGGCUAUGAAAGAUUACCUGAGAGCCAGGGGGUGGAAAACGACUGGCAACAAGGCGAUGCUGGUCGCAAGAUGUUUCAGCGCCUGGAAAACAACAUCCCCGUGCAGCCCUCAGCAGCAGAGCUUGCUGAAACCGCGAAGAAGGAAUAUGUCCAGCUGGUGGAGGGACUGCCAGACCCCCUCAAGUUCGCACCUGACGCCUGGGUGACAGAAGCCGAGGGAAUGGCAAGCUGGCCAAAUGUCAUGUACAAUGACAUCUGUGACCAUGUGAUGAAGGAACACCCAGGUAAGAAGCAAGACGUCACCAAGCGUCUCCUGAACGAUUACAAAGAAGGAAAGGCAUUUACGUACUACAUCGAUGGGUGGCUGCAAGAGAUCUACUCUUGCAAGCAAGGUGGCUACAUCUUCUUGCUGGCGAAGUGUAGGCCAUCGCAAAGAAUAAACGACAUACACCACAAGACAUGGGUGUGCUGCCACCCUACUGGCACAGUGAGGACAGCCUACUGCUCCUGUACAGCUGGGUUGGGGCAGUCAUGCAACCACGUUGCAGCACUGCUGUUCAAGGUUGAGGCAGCAGUGCGGACCAACCUAGUGAACCCUGCGUGCACGUCUAUAGCCAGUGUGUGGAACACUGCCUCAGGGAAAAGCAUCAAGUCCAGCAGAACCCAGGACAUGGAGUUCACAAAGACAAAAUUCUGCAAAACUGUUGAUCUGUGUCAAGUGCUUUCUUCUGAGAGACAACCAAUGCAACAUCUAAGAUUCCCGACCGGUGGCUCAAGUGCAGAAGAGACUGUACCAGCCUGUAGGGAACAGGCACCAACUGUCAGAUGACGUCAACAGAGCCAACCUGACCGAGGUUCUUCGACCAGCUUUGCCUGGUGCUACGAUGUACACAGCCUUUGAGGUGCAGCACCACCAGCGAGACGAUGCAUCUGCACAGCCUUUGACUCCCCAGUCCCUUUCAAUGGAUGUUA
Branchiostoma floridae (Florida lancelet) is the source of this 1189-nucleotide messenger RNA. RefSeq lists its product as uncharacterized. The transcript has 6 exons. Gene Ontology annotation, molecular function: zinc ion binding. NCBI's taxonomy places the organism in Eukaryota, Metazoa, Chordata, Leptocardii, Amphioxiformes, Branchiostomatidae. Bases 288 to 1046 code for a protein of 252 amino acids. The record is from RefSeq and is a predicted model, not a curated record.